CGGGGUCCUGGACCACCUACUUGCUACGAUGCGGCUGGCCUCUCCGCGUGUCAUCUGGCCUGGGUCGCACCUGGGAGGCCCUGCCUACCUUCCCCAGGUCCAGCUGCAACAUCUGGGGCCCAGGAGGGCAGAGCUGGAAGCGCCAGUUCCAGAGCUCCUGCCGGCUCUAGAGCCAGAGCAAGGGCCAGCUCCGGGGCCAGAGGCAGCUCCAGCUGUAGUUCCACCGUCCGCGCCGGAGCUGGAGGCAGCCUCACCACCGGCAGCCUCACCUCCAUCGGCCUCUCCAGGGCCGGAGCGAGCGCCAUCAGCUUCAGCCCCAGUGCCAGCUUCUGAGCUGGAGCAAGAUGCGCCAUUGACUUUUGGACGAACUCUGCCUCCAGCUGCCGAAGUCACCGCAGAAGUGAGCGCCGAGCUGAGAGAGGAGAGGCCUAAGCUGCUGGACUUCCCUCCGAAGCUGGUGGCCGAGCAGCUGACGCGGAUGGAUGCGGAGCUGUUCAAGAAGGUGGAGCCCCGCCACUGCCUGGGUUUUGUGUGGUGCCAGCGGCCCAAUGGGAGCAAGGAGUACCUGGCUCCCACCGUUGGGGCCACUAUCAACCAGUUUCUUCACGUGUCCCGCUGUGUCAUCACGACGUGCCUUGGGGACCUCAGCAUGACGGCCCAGGACAGGGCCAGAGUCGUCGAGCUGUGGAUUCAGGUGGCCAAGGUAAGUAGUGGCAGGGCCCAGGGAGCCCCUCCCUGGAGUCAGGGGGACUGCCCCUUCUCCUCUCGCAGCUUUCAGCCUUGAAGUCGGUGGUCUGGGCCUCGGCAAAGUCCGAGGCCCCUUGCUGCCAAGGGCCUGCUGACCUUGAGUGCUGGUCCCAGUGGUGGGAAGCUCCCUUCCCGCCCUGGGUUGAGCUAAAAUCUUCCUGCCCGCGAGCGUUACUCAUCAGCUCCCAGGUGUGCCCUCCCUCGCU
Molecule: messenger RNA, 953 nt
Organism: Equus quagga
Lineage: Eukaryota; Metazoa; Chordata; Mammalia; Perissodactyla; Equidae
Product: ral guanine nucleotide dissociation stimulator-like
Exons: 4
Coding region: 29-784 (251 amino acids)
Biological process (GO): Ras protein signal transduction; positive regulation of GTPase activity
Cellular component (GO): plasma membrane
Molecular function (GO): guanyl-nucleotide exchange factor activity
Source: RefSeq, a predicted model, not a curated record